Exophiala dermatitidis NIH/UT8656 is the source of this 1896-nucleotide messenger RNA. RefSeq names its product monooxygenase. Gene Ontology annotation, biological process: 3-(3-hydroxy)phenylpropionate catabolic process. Lineage: Eukaryota; Fungi; Ascomycota; Eurotiomycetes; Chaetothyriales; Herpotrichiellaceae. The coding region runs from base 1 to 1896 and encodes 631 amino acids. Gene Ontology annotation, molecular function: FAD binding; 3-(3-hydroxyphenyl)propionate hydroxylase activity. The record is from RefSeq and is a predicted model, not a curated record. The transcript is spliced from 4 exons.
AUGGCUCAAAACGAGAUCUCCUCGGUGGAAGAAACCGGUGUGAUAGUAUGCGGCGGAGGCCCAACGGGCGUGGUACUGUCCGCGUUACUGGGGACGCUGAAAGUGCCCAAUAUUGUACUGGAGAGGGAAAAAGAUAUCACGAAUGACCCCAGAGGGAUCGCUCUGGAUGAGGAUGGCAUCCGCAUCCUUCAGGCAAUCGGCAUCUAUGACCGGAUAUUUACAGAAAUGGGCUCUAGCAUGGAGGUCUUCAACUUUAUCACAGGUAGCAAACCGGAUCUGACCAAGAAACCGUUGAUCCGGUUCAAGUACGGAACCACCGAGGGAGGCACUGGCCAUGUUGGUUUCAUUUGCCAUAAGCAGCCGGCCAUGGAAAAGGCGAUUCGUGACCAGAUCGAAAAAAUCCCUUUUUCGCAGAUCCGCACACAAUCUACCGUGAUGGGGGUCAGCGAAGACAGUGAAAGUGUACAGGUGACGUACCAGGAUGGUCAAGGGCAAACCCGUCAACUGAAAGCGUCCUUCCUCGUGGGAGCGGAUGGAAAGACGGGCUAUGUCCGCAAGAAGUACCUCGAACCCAAAGGAAUCAUCAUGGAGAAAUGUGAACAGUCGACAUACGAAGAGACAUGGGUGGCGCUGAACUGGAAGAUAUCCCUGCCGACGGAAAAGACGCAUCCCGACUUUCCUUUGUGGCGGCUGGGGUACACUCCAGAGCAGGUGUAUGACCUAUUCUUUCCCAGAGAGUUUCGGUUCUUGUGCAAUCCAAACCGACCUUCGGUCUGUGGCAGGUUCGGACUGCCACAAGACCGAUUGUGGAGAUUCGAGUUUGUGGUUCAGAAAGGAGAAGAUGGUCACAAAAUGGCGACGCCGGAAGAAGUGGCCAAGAUCAUCUAUCCUUACCUUACUCAUCCUGGAAGUCGCUAUGGUCUGAACCAGGACGUCCAAUUCCCACCGGAAUGCAUCACAACCUUGCGAUCUCGGCCGUUUUCCUUCGUGGCAAGGAGUUGCAACAAAUGGGCAUUAGGCAGGGUGAUCCUCGCUGGGGAUGCCGCUCACGUCUUCCCGCCUUUUGGUGGCCAGGGCAUCGCCUCGGGAUUUCGAGACGCGUCAGGACUGGCGUGGAGACUGGCUUUACUUCAUCGCAAUCCAACCGCAAACCAUGAGCCAGUCCUAAGAGCCUGGUACACGGAACGCAAACAACAACUCGAGAAAUCGUUGGCCGCCACCAUCCGAAAUGGCGAAUAUGUCAACGAGGCCGAUCCGCUCAAGCUCCUGAUCCGUGAAUGGUACAUGUGGGCCAUCCAGCUGAUCCCGAGUAUAAGAAAGAAGGUCGAACUGGGGCAACGAGCGGAGGGCAUGGCGAGAUAUCGACACAGCCCCGGACUUCCUUUCCUCGACGAUAUGGCAGGCGGCUUUCUCCUGCCCCAGGUCUAUGCGUACAAUUUCAAGACCAAGUCAGUCUGCUUCACGGACGACCUCAUUUUCUCACCUGGAAAGACUGGACUUUUCCAGUUGCUCGUGUUACCAGACAGUCCGCGAGAAGUCGAUGCUCUGCUGGAGGGUAUCGAGGAUAUCGACGGUCUCUCCGAUAACCUUCUCCGCUCAAAGGAGGCCACUGUGUUGAUCCAGUCAAUGGAUUGUACCUUGACGUCGCCGCCAGGAUAUGUCCAGAAUGCGGCACGGAUCGCGACGGGCGCCGAGUUCGCAGCCGAUGCCGUCCUGUGCAGAAACCGGCCGCCUCCAAUCGGCUAUGAUGAGCUGCGACUGAAGAAGGAGGUCGGCGGCAAGAAGUACGUGAUUGUGCGACAUGACCGAUUUGUCUUUGCAGCUUGCGAUAGCCGGGACGAGCUGAAGGAAGCUGCUCGCCGGCUUGUGAGCACUGUGAUGUGCAAUCAGCCAUGA